This is a messenger RNA of Neurospora hispaniola, 1142 nucleotides long. RefSeq lists its product as uncharacterized. The transcript has a single exon. Lineage: Eukaryota; Fungi; Ascomycota; Sordariomycetes; Sordariales; Sordariaceae. The record is from RefSeq and is a predicted model, not a curated record. Bases 339 to 659 code for a protein of 106 amino acids.
GGCAGCACCGUGUUAUUUGCCAUUGUUCUAAGAUAAGAAACAUCGUAGUAUUCGAACCCUCAUACUCUAGGCUGGAUGAUAUCCGCAAUGGCAACCAAAUAGCUCGUCAAUUUGAACUGCUACAAACUGCAACCCUGAGCGUCCGCACAAAUUCUCCCCUUCUGCAACAUCAAUUCGAGGCGUACAAUGCAAAGAACUGAAGCAGAUGCAACAGCCAUCAGAUAAAGAAGACGCGGAUAUGAAUUUUCAGGGAAACCCAAUUUGUGAGAAACCAGUAUGCCUAAUGUCUCGCUUCUUGCCGUACUCUGCAAUGCUUUUUUUUUUUAAAUCUCUCUCAAAUGCCCUCGAAAAUAACGCCAAUCAUCAUCAUCAUCUUCUUCUUCUUCAUCACCAUCGUCAUCGAACCACCCUCGUGCGUGAUACCUAAUAAUAACAAGAUAAGACACGCCAGUAAGGGAGGAAAUCAAUCAAUUCCACCCAAGCUUCCACCCAUCAUCAUCGUCAUCAUCAUCAUCAUGCCUCAGUUCUUGGACUGUCAAAAGGAUUCGCAAUGCCUCCCACCAUUCAUUCUGUCUUUACUCUUUCAAACUUCAAUGCUGCCACCGGCUAGCCAUCUGUUACUGAAACUCGUCCGAAUAACGGGAAAAACGAAAGGGUGACCAAAUCAUGUCCACAAAUGGACGAGAUCUAUAGGCCGUGUGGAUAUCAAUGCCGAUCGAUCAAGAAGCAUCAAACUUCCACCUUCCAAAAAACAAGAUCUUCCAACAGGUCCAAGAUGCAACAGCUCCAGCACACACACACAAAAAAAACAAAAAAACGGGCAUAGCUGAAAAGAACACACAGGAAGAAUGGCAGAUAGGUGUGGCGGGUUAGGUUAUACAAUCAUAUUUCUCCCGCUUCCUUCAACGCCCUCCCAUUCCAAAACGCCAAUACGCUAUGCUUAUAGGAUAUCUCUUUUCUUGCGUAAUGUAAAUGCAAACCAGCCCAGUCCAAUCCUACACAAGUGCUUGAAGGGUUUGGAGGAAGGAAUGCGUAGAGGUAGCGAGUAGGUAUCGUAGCAUCGUCCAGCGAACAGCUUACAACUUAUACAACGCUCCAAAAGUCAAAACAUGCCUUUUUUUUUUUUUUUUUUUUUCUUUUUU